UCCGGGCAUUGCAAGGCUUACGAUGCAGGGCCACUCUCUGUUAUUUAGGAAAAGAUAGAACCUUCAGGACCGAAAUCAGGACCUGCCUUAGCACCUGGGAAACAGACUCGCUAUACAAAAAAAAAAAAAAAAAAGAAAGACGGUCGCAAUCAACCAGAACACCCGUAAUAUCACCACCUGACACCUAGGCAUAUAGGCUGCAGUUAUGACACGGUCUAACGAACACGGCAGAAGAAGAAAGAUGUUUCCUCAUCCAUGGAUGUUUCCUCAUCUCUUCAUCCUCCUAAUUUUGAAAGAAAUUCGUCGUUCGGAUGGCAUAUUGAUCUUAAAUCAAUUGCCAUCGGAAAACUCGACCAAAGGCAGUGUUGCUCAUGCAUACGAUGAUUGUUCUGACAGCAAUGGCAGCGAUCACCAUCUGAAUAGAGCUAUUGUGUAUUUCGUGACAGGACUCCAGCCUUCAAACCUCCACGUUGUGUUUGAGGAAAGAACAGACCCCUGUUUACUGGACGCCCUUUGGCGCUCUGGUACGCCCGCACAGGUCGUGGGCGGGCCAAACCUCCUGAAGGCCACUUUUGGGAGGUCGACCUACGCCCUGGCCCAACAAUACGUCCUAAUUGGUGGGAUGUCUUGGAUUACCUCGACAAUAACGAUGGCUAGAGAAAGGUAUAGCGCUGGUAAAAUGAACGCUAUGAAAACGAAAUGGAUAUGGGUCCUCAGCGCGUCAGCAGAAUCCAAAUCUUUCAAAGACCUUUUGUCGGAAGUGACGAAGGUGCUGACGGAGGGAAUGCGAGGAAUACUUCUACGUAUUACACAGGGCAUCGGUGAUAGAAGACAAUUUUAUAGCAGGAAGCAGACAUCGCGCCCCUAGACUUCACGCCCGUCUAUUCCAGAACCUUGGUCGUAGACUUCGGGUUGGUCUACAGCACCGACAAUGUCAUCCUGAUCUCGAAGGCUCCUUCGAUCUUUAUCAAGCCCUUCAUUCUCCUGCAGAUUUUUAGUCCCUUCGUGUGGGCCUGCUGGUUAUUCACGGGCAUCAUAACAGGUGUAAUGAUAACACUCAGCUCGGGAACGGAAGCAGAAUUGCGUUACGAAAAAGGCAGGCAACGGGAAAAUGUAACACUGGGAAAGGUCGCCAAAUAUUGUUGGGCGUCGCUCACGAUCUUCGUGUAUCAAGGUAGUUCCUGGUGGCCUCGAGGCGCCACAAGUCGCCUGUUGAGUGGAGUUCUGAUGCUCAUAGCGAUCGUCUUUGGGUCGGUCUACAGCGGUUCCAUCACUGCGUUCUUGGCAAUACCGUUCAGAUCUCAGCCGGUGAAUUCUCUGGAUGAUCUUGUGGCAACCGAUAUCAAGCCGGCGUUCAGAGAGGGAGCCAGUACUUACAAUUUCUUUGUGGAACAGACGGAAGGAGUCCUAGGGAAAGUGAAGGCUCGUAUGACGUCCUUCACUGCAGCCCAAGUCGCCUCUUGGGAAUUCUUCAGAGACAUCGCUCGGGGCAGAUAUGCUCUAAUAGAUACAUCAAGCUCUGCUUUAGGAAUCAGCGCAGGAUUUGAGAAAGUAGGCCGUUCCUGCCUGUUCCACCCGGCACGCGAACCAGUGAGACUAGACUUGGACGCCUUCGCUUUUCCGAAGAAUAGUCCCGUCAUCUACCAGUUUGAUGAGACAAUGAGAUGGCUUCGAGGUUACGGGAUCAUUCAGUAUAUGAAGAAUCAAUACUACAAGAAAGCCUGUGACGCAGUGGCGUACUCCGAUCAGCCAAAACCUCUCAGCGUUACGCAGGCACAAGGCGCCUUCUACGUCAUAUCAGUGGGCCUGGGAGCCGCGUUAGCCGCCUUCUUGCUGGAGUUUUUUGUUCAUAGGUGCAGUGAUUCAGAAUAAAAUGGCGUCUCUUCAGUGUGACUUAACGGAGGAUGGUUGACUAAACUUACGACGAGGAAUUGUUCAUAUUUUGUUCAGUUAAUAUGUUUUGUUGAGUCUGAAUGAGAGUUUUAGCCUAAUUAACUGAUAUUUUUUUAAUACCGAGUGGAUAAAGAUGUUCUCGUGUUGAGGCCUUGAGAGAGAGAGAGA
This is a messenger RNA of Macrobrachium nipponense, 2061 nucleotides long. Its product is annotated as glutamate receptor 1-like. Lineage: Eukaryota; Metazoa; Arthropoda; Malacostraca; Decapoda; Palaemonidae. Gene Ontology annotation, cellular component: membrane. The record is from RefSeq and is a predicted model, not a curated record. The transcript is spliced from 14 exons. Gene Ontology annotation, molecular function: ligand-gated monoatomic ion channel activity. The coding region runs from base 1048 to 1872 and encodes 274 amino acids.